This is a messenger RNA of Chaetomium fimeti, 2067 nucleotides long. RefSeq names its product PLC-like phosphodiesterase. NCBI's taxonomy places the organism in Eukaryota, Fungi, Ascomycota, Sordariomycetes, Sordariales, Chaetomiaceae. The record is from RefSeq and is a predicted model, not a curated record. Gene Ontology annotation, molecular function: phosphatidylinositol-4,5-bisphosphate phospholipase C activity. The coding region runs from base 1 to 2067 and encodes 688 amino acids. Gene Ontology annotation, biological process: release of sequestered calcium ion into cytosol; phosphatidylinositol-mediated signaling; lipid metabolic process. The transcript is spliced from 4 exons.
AUGGGCUGUCUCUGGUUUCGCAGGGAGGAGAAGUCGAACUUCGUCCGCCGCAUGACCACCACCUUCGGACUCGGCGCACCUAUUCAUGGAAGGCAUGUUAUGCGGGAGGUUAUUGUCGCGGCACUCGCAUUCAACGUCAAGGCACUCACCGGCGUCCAAAUUACUUCGAGCUUCCACGAGUGCUUCAAGAAGCACGUCAGGCACGUUUUCGACGACGAGGUCAAGAAAGGCAAGGGCCACACGCUGCUAUCACGCGAGAAGCUCGAGGCUUUCCUGAGAGAGACGCAAGGAGUCGAACCCAUAUUCCUAGGCCCUAAGGAGGAUAAAUCCCAAAAGUUUGACUAUUACAAGUUCGACGAAUUCUUCUGGCUAUGGAGCCAAAACGAGUCGGCCUGGCGGGCCGCUGGAGAGAAGCAGCAAAAGGAGGUUGAUCCCACACGGCCACUGAGCAAUUAUUUCAUCAGCAGCAGCCACAAUACUUACCUCGAAGGCAACCAGCUCUCUUCCAAGAGCUCGGCCGAGGCUUACCGUGCUGUCUUGAGGAACGGCUGUCGCUGCAUUGAAAUCGACGUCUGGAACGGAUCACCUCCCAGGACCUCGUCCAAGUCACCGGAUCCAGGACACAAACGACACUUCUCGUCCGGUUCCCUUCCACGUUUUGCCGGAGAGAGGCUUGAUGCGCUCGUUGGAUCCAGAAUAAGCCGAAACCACAGCCGCAGCCCGAGUGCCGUUCAGGGGCCUUUGCCACCAAUAGAUCCUCGAGAGAGCGGCACCACCCUCGACCCGAAGGACUUGGGCGACCGCCUCGAAAAGUCCAGAGACUCGUCACGGUCGAACCAGAGAGUCGAGCCGGUAGUGCACCACCACGGCACCAUGACCUCGACCGUGGGCUUCCGGGAGGUGUGCCAGGCCAUCCGAGAGAGCGCGUUUGAGAGGAACCCACUUCCCAUCAUCAUCAGCCUCGAGGUCGGUGCGGACCACGAACAGCAAGAGGUCAUGGUAGAUAUCAUGAAAGAAGAGUGGGAGGGCUUGUUAUUAGACAAGCAUUUCGAGUCCUGUGAUCCCUCUCACCGCCAACCGCGGUUAGAGGAGCUGUACAAUAAGAUUUUGAUCAAAGCGAAGCGUUUCGAUCCUACCCGGCUUGAGGGUGAUCUCGAGAGAGGACGGAGCAUCUCAAUCCCCACCAUCAACGGCAAACCGCCAAUCUCCAAGACCCUCGCAGACCUAGCAAUUUACACACACAGCGAGCAUUACCACGACGACAACUCUCUCAACAAAAUCCAGUCACCAGGUCACAUCUUUAGCCUGAGCGAGGACAAUUUCGAGGCCCUGACCGAAGACCCCUGCAAACUCCACAAGAUGCUCAAACACAACCGCGACUUCUUCAUGCGCAUCUACCCCAAGGGCCUCCGCGUCGACAGCAGCAACCCGGACCCGAGCUUCCACUGGCGCAGAGGGGUGCAGAUGGUGGCCAUGAACUGGCAGAAGAGCGAUGAGGGCAUGCUGAUCAACGACGCCAUGUUCGCCGGCACCAACGGCUGGGUCCUCAAGCCCCCCGCCCUGCUCAGCGACAACUCCCCUUCCGAAAUGUGCACCAUGGCCGACAUGCCCCGCAAGACCCUCGACCUGCAGAUCACCGUCCUGGCGGGCCAGUUCCUGCCCCUGCCCGGCGACCGCAAAAGCAGCGGGUUUGGCAUCAAGAGUGAUCGGAGCUUCAGGCCCAAGGUUAAAGUUGAGUUACACGUCGAGAAGGUCGAGAAGCCCCAGCGGGCGGUCGACCUCGCCCAGGAGACGGUCGCUGCCCGCACCGAACACCCGGACUGGGGGCGGGAGGCGAAGAGCCUCGAUUUCUUUGGUGUGCAAAACGUGGUCGAAGAGCUCAGCUUUGUGAGGUUUAAAGUCGCUGAUAGCUCGGGAAACUUUGGCAGCGAUGUUGUUGCCUGGUCUUGUAUCCGUCUAGAUCGCCUCCAGCAGGGGUAUCGGUGCGUUGAUCUUUACCAUCCGCUUAAACGCAGCCCUGUUGAGGGAAAGUUGUUUGUCAAGAUCAAUAAGGUCUUGAAGGACUGA